AUUAUGAUUACAAUUACAAUACAAAACAAACCUAUUGGAUUGGAUGUGCAAAACUGCAAUCAUUUAGUCGUUAGUGGUAACUUGUCUUGUUGCAAAGAUUGAAGAUUGAAUAUUUGAGUGAGUUUCAAGAACAUUUCAUCUCUCAAUUCCAAUCAUGGCCGACGAUAACUUUGAUACGUUUGAAGAUGAUGAACCUGAUGGAACCGUUGUUCUCUCUGGUAAAAAGAGGAUUUUCUCAAAGGAGCUUCGAUGUCUGAUGUAUGGUUUUGGAGAUGAUCAGAAUCCCUACACUGAAAGUGUAGAACUAUUGGAAGAUUUAGUAAUUGAAUUCAUAACGGACAUGACACACAAGGCAAUGGAAAUAGGUCGAACAGGCAGAGUUCAAGUUGAAGAUAUUGUAUUUCUUGUUAGAAAAGACCAAAGAAAAUAUGCCAGGGUUAAAGAUUUGUUAACAAUGAAUGAAGAGUUGAAGAAAGCAAGAAAGGCUUUUGAUGAGGUUAAGUAUGCAGUGGCUUCAUGAAAAAUACGGCUUUUGUCUGUGGAGAGGUGUGGCUUCAUUUCACGAUAGGACUUAGUUUUCUAAGACUACAUACUGUAAACCAUUUUCCCAAAACAUUUCUGCAGAUCAUACAUUGAUGGAGAAGCCUUAACACUGUAUUCAUUGCCAUUUAAUUUGUUUAAUAAAAAGUACUGUUUUUUUACGAAUUGUGAAAUAAAUUAUUUUUGUCAUAA
Molecule: messenger RNA, 732 nt
Organism: Homalodisca vitripennis (glassy-winged sharpshooter)
Lineage: Eukaryota; Metazoa; Arthropoda; Insecta; Hemiptera; Cicadellidae
Gene: Taf13
Product: transcription initiation factor TFIID subunit 13
Exons: 4
Coding region: 155-520 (121 amino acids)
Biological process (GO): transcription by RNA polymerase II
Cellular component (GO): transcription factor TFIID complex
Molecular function (GO): protein heterodimerization activity
Source: RefSeq, a predicted model, not a curated record